Messenger RNA from Pteronotus mesoamericanus, 3965 nucleotides. RefSeq names its product survival motor neuron domain containing 1 (gene SMNDC1). The transcript is spliced from 6 exons. Gene Ontology annotation, cellular component: precatalytic spliceosome; cytoplasm; nucleus. The record is from RefSeq and is a predicted model, not a curated record. NCBI's taxonomy places the organism in Eukaryota, Metazoa, Chordata, Mammalia, Chiroptera, Mormoopidae. Gene Ontology annotation, molecular function: RNA binding. Gene Ontology annotation, biological process: regulation of alternative mRNA splicing, via spliceosome; mRNA processing. The coding region runs from base 188 to 904 and encodes 238 amino acids.
CUUCCUCCUGCCAGUGCCCGGCUUUCCUUUCCUCCCCUCCCCCUCACGGUCGACCAAGUUCUUUUCAGAGAAGUCGCCUUGUCGCCGCGGGGAUUUUUCGAGCUGCUCCUGCCACUGUCGCCGCUGCCACCCCUGGGCUCAUUUGCCCCGACCCCUUCCCGCCGCCCCGCCCCCAACCCCACGCAAGAUGUCAGAGGAUCUAGCAAAACAGCUGGCAAGCUACAAAGCUCAACUCCAGCAAGUUGAAGCUGCAUUGUCUGGAAAUGGAGAAAAUGAAGAUUUACUAAAAUUAAAGAAAGAUUUACAAGAAGUUAUAGAACUAACCAAAGACCUUCUGUCAACUCAACCUUCAGAAACUCUUACAAGUUCAGACUGUUUUGCUUCUGCGCAGCCCACUCACUCAUGGAAAGUAGGGGACAAGUGUAUGGCAGUCUGGAGUGAAGAUGGACAGUGUUAUGAAGCGGAGAUUGAGGAGAUAGAUGAAGAAAAUGGCACCGCUGCAAUCACCUUUGCUGGCUAUGGCAAUGCUGAAGUGACUCCACUGUUGAACCUCAAGCCUGUAGAAGAAGGAAGGAAGGCAAAGGAGGACAGUGGAAGCAAACCCAUGUCAAAAAAAGAAAUGAUUGCCCAGCAACGUGAAUAUAAAAAGAAGAAAGCUUUGAAAAAAGCACAGAGAAUAAAAGAACUUGAGCAGGAGAGAGAAGACCAGAAGGUGAAAUGGCAACAGUUCAAUAACAGAGCCUAUUCUAAAAACAAAAAAGGCCAGGUAAAGAGGAGUAUUUUUGCUUCACCUGAGAGUGUAACUGGCAAAGUUGGAGUAGGAACUUGUGGAAUUGCUGAUAAACCUAUGACACAGUAUCAAGAUACCUCUAAAUAUAAUGUUAGGCAUUUGAUGCCUCAAUAAUCAGAAAAACUGUUGGAUUUCAUCUCUGCAGGGCUUUACAUUUACCUUUUUAUCCUUAUAUUUUUCUAAAGGUAAAUUAUUUGUUAGAUGAGUAAGGAAGACACUUUGUCAUUGUUUGACUUCAGUAGAAUGAAACUUGAAGAAAUUGCAUUUGAUAACUGCUAUUCAUUUAACUUUCUUCAUUACUACCACCACCACCACCACCACCACAGUUUCCUCAAAGUUUGUUGGGUAGAGCAACUUUUCUAGACAGAUGCUGCUUAAAUAAAAGCACUUAAAUGAAUUGUUAACCUUCCUAAUAUCAGGCCCCCACUUAACCAGAUGCCAUAUACUUUUUGUAAAGUCCUAACCUGGAACUUUCAGAACCUUUGAACUUGCUACAUAUUCUAGCAAAUCAGUGGAACGUCAAGGCAAAACACCAAACUUCUACAGAGAUCUUUUUCUUACCUUAACCAUAGCUGUUGGCCAGUUAAACCUAAAAUAGAUUAAUUUGUAAGUGGCAAGGUCCGUUUUGAGGUUUUUCCUUCAGUACUUGUUUCCUAAGCCUAUUAGGCCAUCUCUAAAAUUGAUCCAGCUCUUUUAUUCUUUUCAUUGAGUUUUAAUUCUAUGUAAGAAACCAUGUUUAGGACCAGCUACCUUUUCUAAUGUUUUUUUUCUCUCUCUCUUUUUCCUUUUGUUUUCCUUUUUCUUUUUUGUAUGUUUGCUUUUUUUCCUGUGUUGGUUUUUCACUCACGGUAGUGGUACCAUUUUUUUGGAUGUGAAAUGUUUAUAUGAGAAAACAAAAAGCUGAUGUAUAGCCCUGUAUACAGUGUAGAUACUAUUUUUGUAAAAAAAACCAAAACCAUAAACCAAGGCUAAAUUAACAAGAGUACUGAAUGUUUCAUCAUUAAAAAUUUACUGUAUUUCUUGUGCAUUAAUCUGACCAUAAUUUCCCUGUAUAUUAUGUUCAUGUUAGCUGAGUUUGGAAUUUUUGUUAAUUAGAUCAAGUUGUCAGCAUUUACUGGUGUAAGUGAACAUCACAGUUUUCCUGAGUUGAGUUUAAGCCAAAUACAUGCAUAGAAAAGGGUCUUCCUGUUAAUGGAAGAUGGUGAUUUUUUAGGAUGUUAAUUUCAGUUUUUGUAUGUUUAACUUUUAUUAAAUAAAGUGUUUUUAAAAUCUCUAGGGUGUGUUCUCAGAAAAGUAAAGUCUUAGCUGCCAGCAUUGAUAAUGAUUAAACCUCAAUGUACUUGCAUACAUCAAUUCCACAGAAGAGAAUGAGUAGGAUAAAGAUUUCAAUAAAUCCUUAUAUACUCCUCUUCCAUUAGACAUAAGAAAUUGGAUUCUAAAGUUAAACCAGUCUUAUUUUAAGGACUUGAGCUUUGUAUAGAGUUGUUUGUAAAUUUUUGGUAUAAGGGGAAAAAAUUACUUUGUGGAUUUUAAUUUUUUUGGUAAAUUGAAACUUAGGAGGGUAGUGGUGAGAGGUAGAAUUUUUCAUCUUGCUCCUUCACCAACCCAGGAAAUUACUUCUACAUCCUUUAACUUAUGGUCACAGGUAGAGCACGAAGGAUAGAAUAAAAGAUGAAGUGUGUUUUAAAUACAAGGUACAAAUUAGAGUGAAAAAUAGGCCACUUAGCCUGGAAAACUUUAAAAAUAUACUAAUGUUCUUGUUACUUAGUUGUAAUGCUAUAAUAACCAACAGUAUCCUUGAAGGAUUGCAAUGGAACCCUUUUAAUUAAAAAGCACAGGACAGGUGUUUGGUAUAAUUGACCAUGUAAAAUGAUUUUUGGUGAGAUUACCUUAGUAUGUUUGUCAUUCACCUGGUGUUUGUGUAGACAAGACUCCUGUGUUGAGACUUGUGCCUUGUUUGACCCCAUGGGCCUUCCUUUCUGCAUAUUAAUUUUUUUGGAGGGCUGUGCAGUAGGAUGAGGAGUAAAGGUUACUAUAUUCUAUGAUUUUUUUUUUUUUAGUAGGCAUAUAUACUUGAGAUCAGGAGCCUUUGUGUCAAAGACCUAGGUUGGCUCUUUCAAAAGACCUAGGUGUCAGGAUGAUGAUAGUGUCUCUGACAAAAAAGUUAGGACACCUGGGGAGAUAGAGUACCUGUGUUGUGUUGAAGUUGAGAAGAUGCUUAAGGAGAAGCAUCUCAUGAUACCAGUAAUAUCUUACAAAUGAAGGUAGUUCUCAGUACUCUGAAACCAAAUAUGACACUUGGUCUUAUGAAGCUGUGUUACAAAAUUUAAUGGAGUUUCCUGUUAAGAAAGACUAGACAAGCUCGGUAACUGACAAAUCCAGUGGUUAGUCAUUUAGGGCCCCCAAGUUGCAUGCUCUUCAAAACUUGACAUUUGACUUUAUUAUUGAACAGUUGAAGGAAAGAACAAUCCUAACACCCUCGAAGUAAAUAAAAAUUGUAUUAAUCACAGAUAACAUGCUUUUUAAGUUAACUUGUAGAAAGGCCAUAUUAGAAGAGUAAGGACUCAAGUCAGACUCAUGUUUGAAUCCUGGCUCCCUUAUUACCUGUACAUAACUCCUCGUUGCUUCAGUUUUCUCGGCUGUAAAAUGAGAAUAAUUCCUGUUUCAUUAAGUUGUAAGGAUGAGUGAGUUAAUAUGUGUAAGUGCUUGGAAGAGCACGUGUCAUACUGUAAGCACUAUAGAAAUAUUUGCUGUUACUGUGCAGAGUGGUAGUGAUGAAUAGCUCAUCUUUUUUCCUUAACUUGAACAAUAAUUCUUAUUAAAAUGCAUAGUAAUAGCCAUUGCUUAAAAUUUGUGGCCCCCAAUUAUACACAUUACUGAAAUGUCAAAUUACCAAACUUGUAAGUAGUAUAUCCUAGUAAAGGUUAAAAAUUUUAUAUUAGAAUAUCUUAGGGCACAAUUCCUAAUGGGAAGGGAGUACAGGUUAUACUUACUUAAAAUUAAAGAGGUACUAAUCCAGACUUAGCUAAGGUGGAUCUGUCUACCCCACAGGUGAUUCCGAUAUGCAUUCCUGGCUGAAAACCAUGUGUUUUGGUAAACACAGGUGUGGGCAAAAUAAGUUUACUGUGCUAUUGUGACAUUCUUUUGAGUUAAUAAAGCUAUUGUACUAAUCAUA